This is a messenger RNA of Tuber aestivum (summer truffle), 3609 nucleotides long. Lineage: Eukaryota; Fungi; Ascomycota; Pezizomycetes; Pezizales; Tuberaceae. The record is from the annotation of a GenBank genome assembly.
AUCUUUUUAUCAGAGUCAAUUCCUUUGUAUGAACUAGCUCUUGGUACAGUACGCCACACGAACUAAUGACAGAAGAACACCGCGUAUCUCGUCUAAUGAACUUUGUUUAUGUAGCACCUGCAAUGCUAAGAUCACGUAUCUCCUGUAGAACUUGUUCUACUCUUUGGUCAAGGUGGCCUUGAGCGUAUUGUUCUCUGGUGUUCGGGUCGAGAUAUUGUUGGACUUGGGCCAUUCUAGAGUAUGCCUCUGCACAAACUGUGGGGCGCAAGAAUCAAUCGAUCAUGUCUGGAGGGAGGGCGAUUAGGGGGGGAAACUUACAUCUGAGCUGAAUUUUUACGAGUGCUUCGAAUGAAGGGUCGAGAUAGGGUACCCGGAGGUCAAUCAACUGGGGCAAUUCUGUAGUAAGCUGUUCAUUGAGAGCUUCAUAGACAUCGCGAGCCAUCUGAGCCUCUUUCUCGGUCUGUAAUGAGCGUCAGUACAGAGCCAGGUCUCAGAAGUCAGUUGAAUGGCAACACACCCUCGGCAGCUUUCCGGGAUCUUUGUCAGGCUUUUCUACUAGCUUUUUGACCUUUGCCCGCAUCUGGUCGUAAUCAAGGAGCUUGUGAUUCCUCUUUUUUAUGCCUGACGCACGAUUCUAUUAGUUGUGACCUAGAAACAACCGGCUUGGGGGAGUCUGAACAUUCGUUAAUGUCUGGGAAGUAAGCGCAGAAUCUAGAGAUAGGCUCUAAGACAGUAGUCCUGUAAGGGCCGUCCAGAGCCUUGAUAGUUUCGGCAUCGAGCUCUUCCACAGCUUGCUUGUAGGAGCGGCUGACUCCGUCGCGGGUUCCGGCAUCGCCAUAGAAUGCAUCGAUCGUCUCGGCGAUCCUCAUUUGAGAUGCAGUCAUAGCUGCGAUGCAAUGUUAGCCGGCAGCAUGUCCAGAACAAAGUAACCAUCAAACCUCACCUCGCAAGGCAUCUAGAUAACCCUUUGCCUCCUUUUGCAGCUUUGUCGCGGCGGCCUCCAUGGUUCUGAACCGGCGCUCCUCAACCUCAUAGUCGCGAUCGUUUGUCUUUUCGAUCUGGCCUAAUGUCCGUUAGAGAUAGCCGAAGAGAUGGGAGGGAUGAGUGAGAACCGACCAGCUUUCAUCAUGGCCUGGACCGCGGUCCGGUUAACCGUUUUCUUAAAGCCUGGAUUGGCUCAUUAGCACUGAUUUGUGGGCGUGGGAUUAAAACCCACCUGCCCAGCUCAUGAUCUCUUUUCUGUUGGUGUGUUUGUUAUUUAAGGGUUUCGAUCAAGCGGAAGAAGAAUUCAGCAACUUUCCCUUCCACUCGACCAAAACUCGGAACUGGGGAAGGGGAAUGAGGGCACGUGAUCUGGUUUCGUCAUCAAGGUGGCAGUGCGAAUCUUGGCGAGUUGGGGCUCUUUUUCUGUUUUUGUGGGUUUGCCAAGACCUUUCUGCAAUUUCACGAAACCGCCUCCAAUCAAAAUAAUUGUUAUUAGUCCAACAUUCUUGGGAAUUUGGAGAAAUAUGGUUCCUCUACUUUCGCCCCGUUUAUCGCUGCGAGCAUGGCCGGGGAUUCUUCUCAGAGCGGGCGCGAGAGGGAAACAAUUGCAUCCCAUCUUGCCUGUUUCUUGGGGAGGGGGGUUACCGCGGCUGGCCCACUCGUCCUCUUCGCCAUUGGUAGAGACGUUAAGGAAACGGGCUCUUGUCCAGAAAGUGACUGGGUAGGUAAGCAUUCUGAAUGCCCCAUGGCUUACUCUGUAUUCCCGCUUGAAGUCUCCGUAAUUACACCAGCUCACAUGUAACUAUGGUUCCCGGGAUUGUCGGGGGAGCUUUGGAACUUGAGUCUAUAAACACCCUGACGUCUGAAGCAUUGUAUAGAAAUCUCGUUCAGGGCGUACUGUGCAUCUUGCCGAGGGCGUGACUCCGCUACGAGCAGUUCCUUAACGAGUAGGAUUUCUGACAUGUGUCUGAGUUGUAGUUUGCCCGGCCAACUCGACAACCUUGUGGAAUCAGGUCCUAUAGUAGCCUACGCUGGGGUUGAUGCUACUGCCCCCUCAUUGCACGUCGGUCAUCUGCUCCCACUCAUAAGCUUGCUCCAUUUUUACCUUCACGGACACCACGUUAUAGCGUUGGUAUAUCUACCUCUGCUUCACAAUUGUUAUAACUAAAGCUGAUAGUCUGUCGAGGUUGGUAAAUCUACAGCUUCUGUUGGGGACCCUUCCGGUAGAGUUGCGGAGCGUGACUCGAUUGCAUCGCGGAGACUUGGUGAAUGGUUUGACAGUUUAUGGGCUCAAAUAGAGAAAUUCUUCGAGAGGGGUAGAGAAUAUGCAGUUUCAAAAGGGUAUAGGGAGGCAAACUUUGGAAAGAUGGAGAUGAAGACCAAUGCAGAGUGGUUGGAUGGACUGGGGCUAGUCGAAUUCCUCGCUGCAGUGGGUCCGCAUAUUCGAGUCAACAAUAUGCUUGCCCGGGACAGGUUGGUUCAAUGCUCGCCGUUCUGUGCUUAACCUUACUAAGGCUUCCAACCUAUAGCGUCAAGGGUAGAAUGAGCUCUGGGACUGGAAUCAACUUUGCCGAGUUCACUUACCAAUUACUGCAAGCCUAUGACUUUUGGCACUUACACCGAACUGCCAACUGCCGUCUGCAGGUACGUCUACUCCUCCGGAUGUUUUGGGGAGUGCUUACGGUGGGCUAGAUAGGGGGUAGUGACCAAUUUGGAAACAUCACUGCGGGGAUCGACUUGAUAUCUAGAUACCAACCCGGUUCCACCAGCGAAUCCUCUUCCACUCACAAGGAAGCCUACGGUCUAACUGCCCCCCUCCUAACCACCGAGUCUGGUGAGAAAAUUGGCAAAUCCGCUGGUAAUGCCAUUUGGCUCGACGGGGAUCGAACCACACCCUUCGAACUCUACCAGGUACAUCCAACCUAUUUCUAGAGGUAAAAGAGAGCCCUCAACUAAUAACCACAAGUUCUUUGUGACUCUCCCUGAUACGCACGUCCAAAAAUACCUUCAAAUGUUUACCUUGCUUCCUCUCUCCGAAAUCUCGACGGUCAUGGACUCCCACGCUACAAACCCUGAAUCCCGCGCCGCCCGAACCCUCCUCGCAAAAGAAGUCGUCACCCUUAUCCACGGCGUAGGGAAAGCCUCGGAAGCGGAAUUCGUCACAAAGUUGCUUUUCCCGGUAGGCGGGGAAGCGGCAUUUUCCGCGGCGGACAUCAUCUCGGUAUGGGGCGAUCGAGUCAUUAGAGUGCCAAGGGCAGAGGUGAUUGGCGAGAUGAUUGCAAAGCUUUCCAGACGGGCGGGAGCUGUUAAGUCGAAGAGUGCUGCGCAGAAUAUUAUUAGGUCUGGCGGGAUGUACGUUGGAUUGAAAAACGAAAAAGUUUCUGAUCCGGCGGCGGUGGUGGAGGAGGGGUGGCUAGUGGAUGGAGAGGUUUUGCUGUUGCGGGUGGGGAAAGGGAAGUUUACCGUUGUUCAUGCGGUUUAGAGUGGCGUUGAGGACGGAGGCGUAGGUGGAUCAGACGUGGAAGUGAAUCCUUCGGAAUCCAUAAAGAAUAUGUUAGAAAUCUCGAAAUCUCAAUCAACUCAUACAGUAAAUAGGAAAAUUGAAAAUAGUAGUUACUCUUUCUU